Messenger RNA from Melanaphis sacchari, 3867 nucleotides. RefSeq lists its product as uncharacterized. NCBI's taxonomy places the organism in Eukaryota, Metazoa, Arthropoda, Insecta, Hemiptera, Aphididae. The coding region runs from base 1 to 3867 and encodes 1288 amino acids. The transcript has 3 exons. The record is from RefSeq and is a predicted model, not a curated record. Gene Ontology annotation, molecular function: nucleic acid binding. Gene Ontology annotation, biological process: DNA integration.
AUGUUCCGUAAAAAAUAUUCGCGAGAUAAUUCCGGACGUUAUGUAGUUCCUUUAUUAUUUCGCCAACCGGUGGCAGACACCACCUUUGCAGGUUCGCGUACGGUAGCGCUCAAACGGUUUGAGUCACUUGAACGCAAGCUCGCGUCCGACAGCCGCCUACGGGAGGCGUAUUGUAAUUUCAUGGCAGAGUACAUCUCGUUAGGUCACAUGUCUUUAGCAAAAACCGAGGGGUUAUACUUUAUCCCCCACCAUGCGGUGUUCAAGUCUUCUGACGUCGAAGCGAAAAUUCGCGUUGUAUUUGAUGCAUCUGCGCAAUCAUGUGCGAGCGCUUCGCUCAAUCAGUGCUUAUUCUCGGGUCCCAAACUGCAACAGGACGUGAUAGAUGUUCUCGUAUUAUUUCGCCUAUCGCGUCAUGCAUUUACGGCAGAUAUAAACAAAAUGUACCGACAAAUUUUAGUGGACCCUGAACACAGACGUUAUCAGCACAUUUUAUGGCGCGCAUCCCCGCAAGAUGCACUCGAAGAAUACGAGCUAAAUACCGUUACAUACGGGGUAAACUGUGCCCCUUUCCUCGCCAUUCGGGUUCUCCACCAUAUCGCCGAACAUGAUUGUACUGAUGUCCCCGCUGUUCGUGACGCGUUAUUAUUCAGUACAUAUGUAGAUGACAUUUGUGUCGGAGGGGAUACCGUAACCGAGGCGCUCUCACUUCAGCGUGAUUUAAUAAACAUAUUAAAACAGUCCGGUAUGAGUCUAAAAAAAUGGUCGAGCAACACCAUCGAGGUAUUACAACAGGUGCCCUCUGAGGAUCAAGCAUGCGGGUUAUUAUCAUUUGAUGAUGAAACUGGUGGGGGUACUAAAGUUUUGGGACUCCAAUGGUCGCAACGGGAUGACACUUUUAGAUAUGCCUGUCAGUCCGAAAACCUAAUAACAACUAAGCGAGGCAUGUUAUCAUUAAUUGCGCGCAUAUUUGACCCGCUCGGCUUAUUGGCGCCCGUAAUAUUUUUAGCAAAACAUUUAAUGCAGCGCGUGUGGCAACUCGGUAUUUCUUGGGAUGAACAGCUGCCCCCCGAAAUACUUGACGUAUGGAAUAAGUUUGUGGCGGAUCUCCCGAUUUUACAAAAAAUAAACAUUCCGCGAUUUAUUGGUACUCAUUCCGGUAUCCAAGGUCACUUAUGCGGGUUUUGUGACGCGUCUAAAAAGGGUUUUUCGGCCGUCGUAUAUUUAAGACUUCGCAGUCGUUCUGGACCAGUAAUUUCUCUGUUAGGUGCAAAAACGAAGAUGGCCCCAACUAAGGCCUCAACGAUUCCACGGUUGGAACUUUGUGCCGCCGUUUUGUUAGCUCGUUGGAUGGCCCGGCUUAAAUUCACCCUUGAGCGCAAAAUUAAAAUUACUCAAAGUUAUGCCUGGUCAGACUCGACUACCGUGUUAAGCUGGCUUAAAUUACCUCAUGAUAGCUUUAAAAUUUUUGUGUCAAAUCGGGCACACAAAGUGACGACGUUGCUCCCCGCCUGCAAUUGGAAUUAUAUACCAUCGACUAGUAACCCUGCAGAUUGUGCGUCACGUGGUAUUUUCCCUGCUGAGCUAGUAAACCAUGAACUAUACUGGGGUGGGCCGGACGUUUUAUAUCGUGAUGAAACUGAAUGGUUGACGUUAGGUCCGAAGUUACUCACUGACGGUUUACCGGAGAUGAAAACCUCUCCAUUAACGACGCUUAUCACCAAUAAUAAGGACCCUCCCGAACCUGAGUGGUACGUGCGGUUCUCGUCUUACAUUCAUAUGAUUCGUGUUAUCGCUCGUAUGUAUAGGUUUAUCAAUGGCUGUAGACGUCUAGCGCAUAAAACCGAUUUUUUAUCACGUACUGAAUUGGACCACGCCGCCGUGGUCGUUGUAAAAUGUUCUCAACGAAUCGCAUUUGGCAAAUUGUUUCACGAUCUCUCAAACAAUCUUCCGAUCAGCGUCAAACCAGUGGCACGUCUUCGUCCGUUUAUAGAUCCCCGCGGGUUAAUUUGUGUAGGCGGCCGUUUGUUAAAUGCCGAUAUACCUAAUACACAGAAACACCCGAUUUUAUUAAGCAAAUCAUCCCACAUAUCGUUUUUAUUGAUUCGCCAUUGGCACGAUAUCACCGGUCAUGGGGGGCCGAGAAUUCUGACAUCUCUUAUUAACCGUUCAUACUGGAUUCUAUCGCUUAAUACCCUUAUCAGAACCGUUCUUAACAAAUGCCUCACUUGCGUCCGUUUAGUGUCCGUCAAUCCACAACCGGUCAUGUCCGAUCUCCCUACAUCUCGUGUGACAGAGUGCCAUCCGUUCUCGCGGGUCGGUAUUGAUUUCGCUGGUCCCUUAGUGAUGACCGAACACCGGUGGCGUAAGGCCCGUCAAUACAAGGUGUAUAUAGCUGUAUUCGUUUGUUUCGUGGUAAAAGCAGUUCACCUUGAAUAUGUGUCGGAUCUAACGACAGACGCAUUUCUGGCAGCCUUACAACGUUUUGUUGCUCGUCGUGGUCUCCCUACCGACAUUUAUACCGACUGCGGCACUAAUUUUGUGGGAGCCUCAAACUUAUUACGUACGUUGGUUGACGAUCCCAGCUGUAAAGAUCGUCUGGUUGCUAAAUUCCACUGUACGUGGCAUUUUAACCCACCCGGGGCGCCCCACUUCGGGGGAUUAUGGGAGGCGGCCGUGCGAUCUGCCAAAAACCUGAUGGUACGAAUAAUGGGAGAACAUAAGUUUACGCUUGAGGAACUUUGCACAUUAUUGUGCCGUAUAGAGGCUAUUCUUAAUUCGCGUCCCUUGGUACCACUUUCGUCGGACCCAUCUGAGUACGACUGUCUCACACCCGGUCAUUUUUUAAUAGGCCGUCCGUUACUUUCGGUUCCUGACGUGCACGCAGUUGACACGGCACGCCCAUUAGUCCAGCGCUGGAAGUUGCUUAACCAAUCCACCCAAUCAUUUUGGCGCCACUGGCACAACGGAUACCUAAACUCGUUGCAAACGCGUAAUCGUUGGACACACGAUGUGACCAAUCUUGCAGUCAAUGACAUGGUUGUUGUUAAAGAGCCAAAUGUACCACCGCUACGUUGGCGCAUGGCGCGUGUUGAACAAGUGUUUCCCGGAACGGAUGGUGUAGUGCGUGUAGUCAACUUGCGUACCGCAACUGGCACACUUACACGUCCGGUGGUAAAGGUUGUAAAACUACCAAAAUGGAAAAUUUGGAAAACAAAUUUUGUGAAACAUUUUCAAGCAAAGGUUGAACCAGUAACUUAUGCAUUAUUAUACAAAUACAGAGAUGGUUCGUUACUGGACUAUGCAAUAAAAAAAGAAAAGCUUUUGUUGGAUAUGAGAAGAACAAUUGAUACAGGUACCUUGAUAGAUCUUAUUGCAGCUGGUUUACCAGAGUUUAUACUUAAUAGAAUUGAUAGAGAGGUAUUAAAAGACACUGUGGAUUUGUUUAGUGAAAUCAGCAACUAUGAACACAUGGUAAUAAAAAAAAAAAGUUUUUUUGAGAAAAAAAAAAUUCCAAGCAUGACCCAUAAAGAAAAAAGUGAAGAAAAAAAACCAUGUAAACAUUGUGAAAAACUUAAUAAAGGCACUCGUUACCAUCCUGAAUCAGUAUGUUGGUUCAACACAAGAGAAAAUGAUAGAGAGAAAAAAAAUUACAUCAAACAUUCAAUUUUUGCAAAUGACAAAUACGACAUUGGUACAGUGAGAGAAUAUGAGGCACGUAUUGAUCUAACAGUUGACAAAUACUGUAGUAAAAGACCUUAUAGAUGCUCCGUAGAAGAUAAAAAGGAGAUAGAAGAACAAAUAUCAAAAUUACUUGAAAAAAAACUCAUUGAAGUAUCUUACAGUCCAUUUGCUGCACCAGUAACAUAA